Arabis nemorensis is the source of this 249-nucleotide messenger RNA. NCBI's taxonomy places the organism in Eukaryota, Viridiplantae, Streptophyta, Magnoliopsida, Brassicales, Brassicaceae. The record is from the annotation of a GenBank genome assembly.
AUGGUUCUUACAGAAGCUGAGACUCUCAAGCUAAGAGCUGAAUGCAAUCGUGUCAAAGAAACAUGCGAUGUAGAUGAAAAGCAAGCGAAGGAGUUGGAAAAGAAGAUGACAGAGCUUGCUGAAAAAAGCAAAGUUGUGGAUAGAUUAGUUGCCGCUAUGCUCAAAUUGGCAAACAAUUCUAUUGUGAAGGAAGAGGUGGUUUUUUCAUCUCAAUCAAUGGUCUCGGAUGACAAAGAAAAUAACAAAUAG